CUCUGCGGAGCCGCAUGAACAAUAGGCGGCGGCGGCUCCUGCGGGCGGCGGCAGCCCCGCACCCUAUGGAUCGGCCGCUCCAUGGAGCCCCCCAGAGCGCUUCUCGGCUGCCUGGCGAGCGCCGCCGCUGCCGCGCCGCCGGGGGAGGAUGGAGCGGGGACCGGGGCCGAGGAGGAAGAGGAAGAGGAGGAGGAGGCGGCGGCGGCCCCCGUGGAGCUGGGCUCCGAUGCGCCUCUGCCCUAUUGGACGGCCGUGUUCGAGUACGAGGCGGCCGGCGAGGACGAGCUGACCCUGCGACUGGGCGACGUGGUGGAGGUGCUGUCCAAAGACUCGCAGGUGUCCGGCGACGAGGGCUGGUGGACCGGGCAACUGAACCAGCGGGUGGGCAUCUUCCCCAGCAACUACGUGACCCCGCGCAGCGCCUUCUCCAGCCGCUGCCAGCCCGGCGGCGAGGACCCCAGUUGCUACCCGCCCAUUCAAUUGUUAGAGAUUGAUUUUGCAGAGUUAACCCUGGAAGAGAUCAUCGGCAUCGGGGGCUUUGGGAAAGUCUAUCGUGCUUUCUGGAUAGGCGAUGAGGUUGCCGUAAAAGCAGCUCGCCAUGACCCUGAUGAGGACAUCAGCCAGACCAUAGAGAAUGUACGCCAGGAGGCCAAGCUCUUUGCCAUGCUGAAGCACCCCAACAUCAUUGCCCUUAGGGGAGUGUGUCUGAAGGAACCCAACCUCUGCUUGGUCAUGGAGUUUGCUCGCGGAGGGCCUCUGAAUAGAGUGCUAUCAGGGAAAAGGAUUCCCCCAGACAUCUUGGUGAACUGGGCUGUGCAGAUUGCCAGAGGGAUGAACUACUUACAUGAUGAAGCAAUCGUCCCCAUCAUCCACCGCGACCUUAAGUCCAGCAACAUAUUGAUCCUCCAGAAGGUGGAGAAUGGAGACCUAAGCAACAAGAUUCUGAAGAUCACUGACUUUGGCCUGGCUCGGGAAUGGCACCGAACCACCAAGAUGAGUGCAGCAGGGACAUAUGCUUGGAUGGCACCCGAGGUGAUUCGUGCCUCGAUGUUUUCCAAAGGCAGUGAUGUGUGGAGCUAUGGGGUGCUGCUUUGGGAGCUGCUGACUGGUGAAGUGCCCUUCCGAGGAAUUGAUGGCUUAGCAGUAGCUUAUGGAGUCGCCAUGAACAAACUCGCCCUUCCCAUCCCUUCUACAUGCCCAGAACCUUUUGCCAAACUCAUGGAAGACUGCUGGAAUCCUGACCCCCAUUCACGACCAUCUUUCACAAAUAUCCUGGACCAGCUAACUACCAUAGAGGAGUCUGGCUUCUUUGAAAUGCCCAAGGACUCCUUCCACUGCCUGCAGGAUGACUGGAAACAUGAGAUUCAGGAGAUGUUUGACCAACUCAGGGCUAAAGAAAAGGAGCUCCGCACCUGGGAGGAGGAGCUGACACGGGCAGCGUUGCAGCAGAAGAACCAGGAGGAGCUGUUGCGGCGCCGGGAGCAGGAACUGGCCGAGCGGGAGAUUGACAUUCUGGAACGGGAGCUCAACAUCAUCAUCCACCAGCUGUGCCAGGAGAAGCCCCGGGUGAAGAAACGCAAGGGCAAGUUCAGGAAGAGCCGACUGAAGCUCAAGGACGGCAACCGCAUCAGCCUCCCUUCCGAUUUCCAGCACAAGUUCACAGUGCAGGCCUCCCCAACCAUGGAUAAAAGGAAGAGUCUGAUCAACAACCGUUCCAGUCCUCCUGCAAGCCCCACCAUCAUUCCUCGCCUCCGAGCCAUCCAGUUGACACCAGGUGAAAACAGCAAAACCUGGGGCCGGAGCUCAGUCAUCCCGAAGGAGGAAGGCGAGGAGGAGGAGAAGAGGGCCCCAAAGAAGAAGGGACGGACGUGGGGGCCAAGUACACUUGGUCAGAAGGAACUUGCCUCAGGAGAUGAAGGAUCCCCUCAGAGACGUGAGAAAGCUAAUGGUUUAAGUACCCCAUCAGAAUCUCCACAUUUCCACUUGGGCCUCAAGUCCUUGGUAGAUGGAUACAAACAGUGGUCAUCCAGUGCCCCCAACCUGGGGAAGGGCCCGAGGAGCAGCCCUGCCCUGCCAGGGUUCACCAGCCUUAUGGAAAUGGUUCUUCUUACUGCUGCCUGGACCAUUCCUUUCAUCUUCACAGAGGAUGAGGACAGCGAAGGCCCAAGGAGUGGGGAGAGUCGUCUACAGCAUUCACCCAACCAGUCCUACCUCUGUAUCCCAUUCCCUCGUGGAGAGGAUGGGGAUGGCCCCUGCAGUGAUGGAGUCCAUGAGGAGCCCACCCCAGUCAACUCAGCCACCAGUACCCCUCAGCUGACGCCAACCAAUAGCCUCAAGCGGGGUGGUACCCACCACCGCCGCUGUGAGGUGGCUCUUCUUGGCUGUGGGGCUGUUCUUGCAGCCACAGGCCUAGGGUUUGAUCUGCUGGAAGCUGGCAAGUGCCAGCUGCUUCCCCCGGAAGAGCCUGAGCCACCAGCCCGGGAGGAGAAGAAGAGGCGUGAGGGUCUUUUUCAGAGGGCCAACCGUCCUCGUCGGAGCACCAGCCCCCCCUCCCGAAAGCUCUUCAAGAAGGAGGAACCCAUGCUGUUGCUAGGUGACCCCUCUGCCUCCCUAACGCUGCUCUCUCUCUCCUCCAUCUCUGAGUGCAACUCCACUCGCUCCCUGCUGCGCUCUGACAGCGAUGAGAUCGUGGUGUACGAGAUGCCUAUCAGCCCGGUUGAGGCCCCACCUCUGACCCCCUGCACCCACAAUCCCCUGGUCAAUGUCCGAGUGGAGCGAUUCAAGCGAGACCCCAACCAAUCCUUGACUCCCACCCACGUCACCCUUACGGCCCCCACACAGCCAAAUAGUCACCGACGGACUCCUUCUGACGGGGCCCUUAAGCCAGUGGCUCUUGUAGCCAGCAGAAGCCCCUCCAGCAAUGGGUUGAGCCCCAGUCCUGGAGCAGGAAUGCUGAAAACCCCCAGUCCUAGCCGAGACCCAGGUGAAGUCCCCCGUCUCCCUGACCCCAAUGUGGUCUUUCCCCCAACCCCAAGGCGCUGGAACACACAACAAGACUCUACCUUGGAGAGACCCAAGACCCUGGAGUUUCUGCCUCGGCCACGUCCUUCUGCCAACCGGCAACGGCUGGACCCUUGGUGGUUUGUGUCCCCCAGCCAUGCCCGCAGCGCCUCCCCAGCCAACAGCUCCAGCACGGAGACGCCCAGCAACGUGGAUUCCUGCUUUGCUAGCAGUAGUAGCACUGUGGAGGAGCGGCCUGAACUCCCAGCCCUGCUUCCAUUCCAGGCGGGGUCACUACCCCCUGUUGAGCGGACGCUUCUGGACCUGGACGCCGAGGGGCAGAGUCAGGACAGCACUGUGCCGCUGUGCAGAGCCGAACUGAACACACACAGGCCCGCCCCUUAUGAGAUCCAGCAAGAAUUCUGGUCAUAGCAUGAAAGGGUUGGGGUGGGCAAGGGGGAAGCAGGAGGAUGUAGGGAGAGCUGGCUGGCACAGCCCUUUCUCAGAGUUGGACCCCCUGAGAUCCAGCCCUACUUCUUGCACUGAUAAUGCACUUUGAAGAUAGAAGGGAUGGAAACAGGGCCACUUCAGAGAGUCUCCUGCACUGCAGGGCCUUUCUACCCAUGUCCACUGGAGGGGCUUUGGUCAUCAGCUCUGGCUGUGUAGGGGAGGGAGGGGUGUGUGCAUGUCCCCCAUCCUCCAGUCUUCCUUGCCUUUUGGGUGACCCUGCAGAGUCACUCAGCCAAAUCAGUCUGCUGCUCCCUCUCCUCAGCCAGCUGGGUGUGCCCAGAGCCUGUCCUGCGAUCCCUUUGUUUGCCCUGAGUUCAAGCUUCCCAAACCACCAGUAUUGGAUGUUCUGUGAUUGAUAUUGAUCCUCUUCCAGUAUCCCCCAACACCAUGAUUGAAAUCUCGUUUGGUGUUGAGAUAUGAGCUUUUCUGUAUCCUAAGUCCUUUCCUGUCUGCUGGAGGACUGAAGGCAAGGUGCCCCAGUGUGGGGGCAUAGGAGUGGAUGGACCUGGCACUACUGCUUGCACUUCCACAUGCCCCACCUACUUAUCUGAGCCUACAGGUGGUAUGGGGAGCUGCCUCAGUGAGAAUUGGGGGUAGAGGAAGAGUUAAGAAAGUACAGUCAAGUUGCAGUGAAGUAGGUAACUGUCCUCAUUCCUUCUAGAAAUGCUCAAAGAAGGGUAGAAACCAACACCUGUUGAAGGUAUCCAUCUGCCUACCUGGGGUCAGGACAGGGUCAGACUAGGUUCUGAUACAAACAUAUGCUCAUCCCAGGAGUGGUUUCUUGGGAGACUUAUUCACUGGUGCCAGUUCUGAAGCCAGAGAGAAAGUUCCUGUGUUUGUGCCUUCCGUUGUUUGAUCUUUGUGUGUUAUUCCCUUCCUUUGGUCUUUGCUUUGAUUCCUGAAAUUAGUUGACUUUAGGUUACGUGUUUGGUUGAUAGCAUAUCACUGUGCAGCACCAGAAUAGCAGGUGGGGGUGGGCCCUAGACACGGAGUUGGAAUUUUGGAGUUUCCUUCUCAGCUGAGUCAUCCAUUUUGUGAAGUAGAAUAGGGCCAUUAGUAAUAGCUUUCUUAAAUGGAUGUGGUAAAGGGACGAUGUUUGUAAGGUGCUUAGUGACCCAUUCAUGUACAAUAGACUUCAAGUCCCAAGCGCUGAAAAUUGACCAAGGCCUCCUCUUGUCUGUAUAUACAGGCAGCCCCUUAUGUUGGGCUCUGGACAGGAUAAGAAGGACAACAGAGGCCAACCCUGGAUUUUCUGGAAUUUUUUUCCCUAAUGUGAAUGUGGAGCUUCUUCUGAAGCGUUCUCAUGUGUAUUGUCACCUAUUCCACUUACUCUGAGGCCUCCUGUGUUAUUUGUGGACAUUUGUCUUUAUCCAGAAACCACAGCUGGUUCUUAGGUCAUUCUCCUCUUCCCUCAAGACUCUAAAUGUUGCUCCACUGUUCUUUAUUAUGGAAUAUUGCUCUGGAGAUGUUGGAGGCCAAGUCGGUUCCUUGCAUCUGCUGCCCAGAUGCCAGGAUAGGGAGAGUGCUGCACCUGGUAUAGGUGGUAGAUUUGGUCGCUGCUUUUUCUCUAUAACUGUGAUAUAAGUCUUGCCCUGGGGAUAAACAAAAGGGUUGGCCUGGUUUUAAAAUUGUUUCUUGCUUGAUGAGUCCACUAGCACUUUGGUUCAAGGGCCUCACCAAGUCUUGGGUGGGGAGGCACUAUUGGUUCUGUUGCCCCAGGUUUUGUUAUUGCAUUUCAUUUCUCACCUUCUCUUUGUUCAGCUAAGCCAAUAAGUAAGAGAUUAUUUUUGCCCCACGCCCCUACUCCUAAACUAGGGUGGAAAAGAAAGUGAAUCCUGUCAGCAGUUCUAGCCAACCAGUGACACUUCUUCCUUCUUGAUGGACUUGUUAGUUGCUGCUGAGUUGACUCCAACUCAUGGCGACCUUAUGUAUAACAGAACAAAACAUUCCCAGUCCUGCACCAUCUUCAUGAUGAUUGGUAUGUUUGAGUCCAUUGUUGUGACUUUUUGUCUGUCCAUCUCAUUGAGGUUUUCCUUUGUUUUUGUUGGCCUGCUACUUUACCAAACAUGAUAUCCUCUUCUAGCAAUUGGUCUUGAUGAAGAGAAGAGCACACAUGGUCCAUUCUCUGCCCUUCCCCUGGGUCCUCUGUAACCCCAAUCCCUAAACCACUAACACAUCUAUAAACUGUUGGCCACACUAAAUGGAUCUCUGGUGGGGUACAGCCUCCAAACCAUGCUGACUCUGGACAAUAUUCUGUGGUAUCAAGCAGAGAUUUUUCCUUUGUCAUUUUGUUAGGCUUCAGCCAUCUUUCUUGGAAGUCCUUGGUGUAAACUGGAUGAUGGUCACCUGCAAUUGAGUGAGAGGUUGAACCCAAAGGAUGAGUAAAAUCUCUUUGGGAAGGGAAAUUGCAGAAGCAGGGCUAUUCCAAAGAUAAUGCUGUGAGCUUUCAUGAAGAUGGAGGAGGUACCAUCUCUCAGUUCCUGCUAAAUCUUCAGUCGCUGACAGCCCCCUGCCUGCAGCACUGUCUUUGAGGAGCAAGGCUGGAGAUGGGUUAAGGAUCUAAUAAUACAGUAGCAGAUUUGAGUUGCUUUCUGUCCACUCAGUUUCCUUGCCCUAUGGUUGUGGUCAGGAGCUGGCCUUGAAGCUGUGGAUGAAGUAUGAUGGUAGCUUGCCUUCCCCUUCUCCCUUUCUUUUCUUUCCCGAGUGAUGUUUUUGUUCUGCUGUCAGCAAUGUACUUACUAUGUAGAAGAUAGUGAUAGGAAACAGAUAUUGCUCUCUGCCCCUUUUCCUGGGAUCCUUCAGCUCCUACCACUGAUUCCAAACAGAACUAUUCUCUGUUUACUCCCUUGGGGAUCCAGGCCCUGCAAAGGGGCUGAGUAGAUGUCCAUGUUAUCUAUGUUAUUUCUAAGAGGCUUCGGAGGAUGCUCUUAUCUUGGUAUUCUUUGGCAUCCCCAAGGUCUGGUCAUAACAAUAGUAGUAAUAAUAAUAAUAAGAACAACAGUAAUAUCUUAGAGUUGGACAACUUGGGAUAGUUCUAACCUUUUCUCCUGACCUUGACAAAAUUGCAUAAUUUUCCUUCUACAUUUGGUCUACUUGCCUGUAGAGAAGUCGAUGCUACAAGAUGAAAAUUCAAGUGAAAAGAAAUUAGAAAGAUAUUUGGACUGAUUGCUAAGUCUGGCACCAGGCUCUGAGACCUGAACAAGCUGGUCCUAUUCCCCUUUUGCUGGGUGACCUUGGGCUGAUCUCUUAGCCCAUCUCAGAUUUCCUUCCUGAAAAACCAAUCGUCACAUGCUUCCCUCACGAGGGCAAUGGGAGCCUGUAUCAGAGAAGGUCAGUGAAGCACUGUGGCUCCUUGCCAGCUCCUAGAGGAAGUUUCCUCCACCUUUACAGGAGGAAUUGCUGAAGUUGACAAAAUGUGGCUCUCACCACCUCUAGGGUACUUGCCUUUUGUUUUUUCCUUUGGCUUCUGAAAGAGGAGUGAUUUGGAGUUUGCUUAGUAUAACUAAUGGGAACCACGGUCAGAGACGAGCUCUUCUAUUGCAUAUAUGUAGCACCUGGUGUUUACAAGCGUCCUUUCCUAAUUCCUCCACUUGU
This is a messenger RNA of Trichechus manatus latirostris (Florida manatee), 7104 nucleotides long. It is a transcript of the gene MAP3K9, whose product is annotated as mitogen-activated protein kinase kinase kinase 9. NCBI's taxonomy places the organism in Eukaryota, Metazoa, Chordata, Mammalia, Sirenia, Trichechidae. The transcript has 13 exons. Gene Ontology annotation, cellular component: cytoplasm. Gene Ontology annotation, molecular function: ATP binding; MAP kinase kinase kinase activity; protein binding. Bases 82 to 3432 code for a protein of 1116 amino acids. Gene Ontology annotation, biological process: protein phosphorylation; signal transduction. The record is from RefSeq and is a predicted model, not a curated record.